This is a messenger RNA of Fukomys damarensis (Damara mole-rat), 369 nucleotides long. Its product is annotated as ubiquitin-fold modifier 1-like. The coding region runs from base 1 to 369 and encodes 122 amino acids. The transcript has a single exon. The record is from RefSeq and is a predicted model, not a curated record. Gene Ontology annotation, biological process: protein K69-linked ufmylation. Lineage: Eukaryota; Metazoa; Chordata; Mammalia; Rodentia; Bathyergidae. Gene Ontology annotation, cellular component: cytoplasm; nucleus.
AUGCUAAUUAUUUUAAAAAUCAAUAAUCAGAGGGCUAGGCAAUUCCUCAUUGUUCAAGAAGUAGGCAAGUCGGCCAAGCCAGGGUGGCAGGCUGUCCAGGCUCGGUCCAUCAUAUCGAAGGUUUCCUUUAAGAUCAUGCUAACAUCUGACCCACAGCUGCCAUACAAAGUACUCAGUGUUCUUGAAAGUUCAUUUUUCACAGCAGUCUUAAAGUUUGCAGCUGAAGAAUUUAAGGUUCUUCCAGCAACAAGUGCAAUUAUUACCAAUGAUGGAAUAGGUAUAAGUCCUGCACAGACUGCUGGAAACAUUUUUCUAAAGCAUGGUUCAGAAAUGAGAAUUAUCCUUAGAGUCCAUGUUGGAAGUUGCUAA